UGUGUCGCUUUGCGUGUGCCGACAAAAAUAGUAAACAUUGCAGUUCACUUGUUCCUAAAUUCACAAUCAUGUCCAGUUCAGUGGACGUUAAGGACAGACAAUAUAUGUAUAGACUUGUCAUCAGUCAAUUGUUUUAUGAUGGCUAUCAAAGUCUGGCGGUCAACUUGUCCAACUUGGUCAAAGCCACUCCAGCCUGUCCACCUUCUGACAAACUGAUGCAUGUGGUCAAGCUUGGACUGCAGGCAGAGGAAGAGAACAGUGAGCAAGACAAGCUGAAGGGAGAUGUGACAGCACCAGGGUCUGGCAUUGACCUAGAGUUUGAGACUGAUGUCCAGAGGUUUGCCUCUGACAUCUCCCAGUAUGAGACAUGCUAUGUGACAGCACACAAAGCUCCCUGCAGGGCUGGCGUGUUUAAUAAGACAGGUCAGCUUAUAGCCACAGGAUCAGGAGAUGCCUCAAUAAAAAUUCUAGAUGUGGAACGUAUGCUAGCCAAGAGUGCCAUACCGGCUGACCAGAUGGCGCAGGAGACCCCCCAACAACAGAUGGAAAACCACCCUGUCAUUAGAACUCUGUACGACCACACUGAUGAGGUGACAUGUGUAGAUUUUCACCCCUAUCGCCAAGUCUUAGUCUCAGGCAGCAAAGAUUAUGGAGUCAAAUUCUUCGAGUUUUCAAAGCCAUCCGUGAAGAAGGCUUUCAAAAGUAUCCAAGAGGCCUCUCCUGUACGAUGUUUGAAUUUUCAUCCAUCUGGCGACUAUCUAAUUGUUGGAACGCAGCAUCCCACAGUGCGCCUUUAUGAUGUGAAUACAUUCCAAUGUUUUGUUGCCAGCAAUCCCAAAGAACAACACACAGCACCUGUUACAAGUGUGAAGUGGAGUCCGUGUGCUAAAAUGUAUGUAUCAUCUUCUAAAGAUGGAGAUUUGAAGCUGUGGGAUGGUGUCAGUAAUAAGUGCGUCAACACUUUCAAACGUGCACAUGACGGGCACGAGGUGUGCUCUGCAGUCUUCUCAAGAAAUUCUAAGUAUGUAUUAACUUGUGGUAAAGACUCCCUGGUGAAGCUCUGGGAGCUGUCUACCUCCAGGUGUCUUAUAGCCUACACAGGGGCAGGGACAACAGGCAAAAUGGAGCACAGGACACAGGCAGUUUUUAAUCAUACUGAGGAUUAUGUGUUAUUCCCUGAUGAGGCCACCACUAGUUUGUGUUGCUGGGACUCUAGAAAUGCUGACAGGCAAAAGCUUCUUGCUCUCAGUCAUAACAAUGUAAUACCUUGUAUCGUUCACUCCCCCACUGGCCCCGCCUUCCUGACAUGCAGCGAUGACUUCAGAGCAAGGUUCUGGUACAAGAAAGCUUUGGACUAGCACUGUCCUGGUUAUGGAUUGGGUUGUAUUGAUUGAGUAGCCAUUUCCUGGCCAAGAGUGAUCAGACGCAGUGGUUUUAGCCUCUUGGUUAUAGCGCCAUCUAUCAAUCCUGUGAUUUGGAUGUUGUCCAAUGGGACAGGAGGCCUGCUGUUGAUGUUGAGUUUUCUUGACAAAAGAAAUUGCAGAGAGUUUGCUGCAUUUCUGUGGCUGGUUCAGAAUUGAAUUUUAUGGUAACCUGGGGAUUUUACAGUUAUAUAUGUGGCCCAUUGUCUUAAAACAUAAGUGAGUGGGAAGAUAUGCUCAUGGCUCCAAAAACUUUGAAAAAAAAUCACCCGUUGUGCUGGGCCAAGACUGAAUUAUACCACAGCCGGUUUACUGAAAUUAGACUGAGAAAAGUUUGAAAAAAAA
Molecule: messenger RNA, 1766 nt
Organism: Lingula anatina
Lineage: Eukaryota; Metazoa; Brachiopoda; Lingulata; Lingulida; Lingulidae
Product: cleavage stimulation factor subunit 1
Biological process (GO): mRNA 3'-end processing
Cellular component (GO): mRNA cleavage stimulating factor complex
Molecular function (GO): RNA binding; protein binding
Source: RefSeq, a predicted model, not a curated record